Molecule: messenger RNA, 4221 nt
Organism: Dermacentor albipictus
Lineage: Eukaryota; Metazoa; Arthropoda; Arachnida; Ixodida; Ixodidae
Product: glutamate receptor 3-like
Biological process (GO): synaptic transmission, glutamatergic; modulation of chemical synaptic transmission; monoatomic ion transport
Cellular component (GO): plasma membrane; postsynaptic density membrane
Molecular function (GO): glutamate receptor activity; transmitter-gated monoatomic ion channel activity involved in regulation of postsynaptic membrane potential
Source: RefSeq, a predicted model, not a curated record
UCCUGUGGCCGGGAGAGCUUUAUGCAGCGGCUGUUUUUUGAGCAGCCGAUAAGAAAAGAGGGCAUCAUGCGCCUGCCGACAGGGAGAUAGCCAGGAGGGCAUGCAUCAUACGCGCCAACGGAAAGGAGCAACGUAGGGAAAGCGUUAAAGGCGCAGCGCAUGCCGUGCAGCGAACGCCUUUCGCGCCUGCGAAGCGCUUGUGGAGCCGCGCGAUGGCUCGGGCGGCGGCAGACCGCUGGCAGCCGCUGCGCGAGUGCGGCUCGUUGGAGAGCUUCGCCGCCGCGCCAGGCUGCCGGCGCCAUAUUGCUGGGGACGCUCCCUCCUCUCCGCGCGCCUUUGGGGAGCUCUCCCGCUGCUCGCCCUCCUCCUCCGACCACACCCACGAACAGGCGCUCGUAAUGGCGGCCGUCGUCUCCCCAGUUCGCCGCGGCGGACGCCACUGAGCGGGUUUCCCGUCACGCAGAGCUCUUCUGGGAUACCGGCCGCUGUGGAGGCGUCCUCGUGCGGUUUGCGCGGACGCGAAUCGCGGGCUCUUCCUCUUGUUGUCGAGAGCAGUCGUCGAUCUUCUGCGUGAAGCGUCGGAGGAAGAAAAAAAAACAAGAAGGAUAGCGGAGAGCGAGAGGAGGAACACGGAGGAGUGCCGCUGUGGCUUUGGUGAUCGCUGUGCCUGGCGCUCGUCGAACAUGGGAGAAGAAACGCAAAGCCAGCGGCCGAUGGCUGCGCGGUGACGGCGGUCAUCCAGGUGUGCUCUUCGUCGUCUUCCUGAGAGAAGCGAGCCGUGCUUGUGUGUGUGCGUGUGUUCGGUGCAGCGAAGAGAACGCUUUCGGAGAGCUCGUCGCUCACGUUUCCCUGUGGGAGCACCUGUACGCUCGCAGAGGCCAUGGGUUGGCGCUGCGUGCUGCGAGCAUGCCAUCGGUCGGCCUCUUCCUGGGCGCCGCUCUUCCUGCUGGCUCUCCACCUUCAGCACCAGGCUUCUGAUGCGCUGAAGAUAGGGCUCGUGAUGGGCGUGAACCAACCUCAACGUGUCGUCACGGCCUUUCGUGAUGUCAUCGAGUACACCAACCAGCGUGCGCCUGGUGACCGAUACAAGAUUACCCCACUGACAACGAGGGUUUUCGACAAUGACACAUUCAACGUCACCAAUGACGCCUGCGGCCAGCUGAGCUCGGGCGCGGCCCUGCUCGUCUCCCCGGACGGCGGCACGGUGCUCGAGGCCCUGGCGGCCGUCUCGGCGCGGCUCCAGGUGCCGCUGCUGAGCGCGUCGGCGGCCCGCAGCCCGUCGUCCCGCCUGACACGCUUCGGCCUCGCCCUGCGGCCGCAGGCGCACGGGGCGCUGGCCGCGCUCGUGCACGCCUUGCGCUGGCCGCGCCUCUUCUACAUCUACGACUCCGCAGAAGGUCUGGACAGGCUGCAGGAGAUGCUGGCCGCGCUGCCCGCCGACUACCCCCUGGAGGUGCAGCACGUGCGGCGCAUACGCGGCGAGAAGGCUGCCUUCGAAUUUCUCCAGGAGCGCGAGAACGAGCAGUGGGACACGGACAAGUUCGUGCUGCUCGACUGCAGCGUGGAGACAGCGCGCCGAAUCGUCCAGUACGCGUACGGGAAGCGGCGAGCCUACUACACCUUCCUCUACGCGCGAUACACGCUUCCCGAUGACUGGAAGGACAGCCAGGUGUACGACCAGAGCAAAGUGCUGGCGCUGCGUAUUCUCCAUGAGGACGCCAGUGGCCACCACAGCGCCGUAAGGGCGGCCAGCAGGGACUCGUACUACAGUUCCUCCGAGAGCAUCACGGAAGAGGAGGCCCUGGCGUACGACGCGACACUUGUGGUGAGCGACAUGCUGACACGGCUGUCGCGCGAGCGGCCCGAGCUGGGGAUCGAGCUCUACCAGGACGCCACAUCGGGCCAGAGCUCGCAGUGCUAUGGCUCGCCGCUUGUGCCCUACAAACACGGACAGGCCAUCGUCGAGCUGCUCAAGAAGACCUCUGUCAACGGCACCACUGGUCAGAUUAUGUUCGACGAACAAGGCCAGCGCGUCGGCUACACAGUCGACGUUAUGGAACUCACGAUGCAACAGAAGAUGCAGAAGAUUGGUUAUUGGUCUCAAACAACCGGUUUCAUAAAACAGCCGGAUUCAAGGGGAUAUCAACCGACAUGGGUUGACCCAUCUGAGAAGAAGCUUGUAGUCACUACCAUACUGGAGCCGCCAUUCCUCAUGUACAAGAACGCUAACGAUACCAGUGAUGACGAGGACAACCUGGAAGGCUACUGCAAGGAUCUCAUUGCCAAGCUGAUGCGUGCGAUGGGCCGACACUACAGCAUUCGUCUGGUCAAGGACAAUAAAUAUGGUUCUCGAGACAAGUCUGCGCAAUCUGGGUGGAAUGGAAUGAUUGGCGAGAUCCUGAGAAAGGAGGCAGACAUCGCCGUCGCGCCGCUGACCAUCACGGCCGAGCGCAGCCGAGCCGUGUACUUCAGCGAGCCCUUUAUGAAGUCUGGCCUCGCGGUGCUCGCGCGGCGGCACGAGGAAGAGUCGCUCAGCGUGUUCAGUGUGUUCAGCUUCUUGCGGCCUCUCUCGUGGGAGGUGUGGCUGUGCCUGCUGUCUGCCUACGUCGCCGUCGCCGUGCUGUUGUUCGUCAUCAACCGACUCAACCUGGCCGUGGCUACUCCCCCUAAGGCACCCCCUGGACCCUGCAGCCACUUGUACAACAGCCUGUGGUAUGCCCUCGGUGCAUUCAUGUCCGAGGAGUGCAACAACUGCAGGCCCAAGUCUGUUGGCAGUCGCCUCAUCAGCUUCGGAUGGUGGCUCUUCGUCCUGGUGAUGUUAUCAAUGUAUACAGCACAACUGUGGGUGAAUCAGCCUUUCAGGGCACGUGCUCCUUCGGUGAAAGACGUCAAGGAACUGGCUAUGCAAGACAAGGUAGAAUACGGCAUCGUCAGAGAUUCUGCCACCGAAGAGUUUUUUCGGCGCACGAAAGACACCUACUACGCAAGAAUGUGGGACUCGAUGGCUACGUUCAACAACACUAUGACGGCUACUAAUGAAGACGGCAUAAAAAGAGUCCGCGAGUCCGAGGGUAAAUACGCCUUCAUAGUGGACACCACGAAGAUAAAGUACGCAACACAGAAGGCGCCCUGCGACCUCGUUCAAAUUGGCGACACAUUCCAGCCUUCCGGUUACGGCGUCGUUGUGUCGCACAAGUCGCCACUCAAAAAAAUACUGGACGUCACUAUAGCCAGGCUCCAAGAAGAUGAAGAACUUUACGCUGUGUAUAAGAAAUGGUUCGGGAAGGAAGAAUGUCAUCAGCCAGAACAAGGUGCCGUUCCGCUGGAGGUGACCAAGGUGGGUGGCUGGUUCGUCAUUCUCGGUGCCGGAUUGGUCAUUGCCGUGGCCGUGGCUGUGGCUGAGGUGUGGUGCAAGUCCCCCGCCAAGCCUAAGAAGGAAAAGAAGCCCAAGGAGCCAAAGGAGCCAAAGCCUAAGAAGGAGAAGAAGAAAAAGGACAAGAAAGAGAAGGACGACGAACAAAUCAAGGAAGAAGGCGUGGAGACGCAGCUCCUGCAGCCGGGGACAAACCCAAGCGCCUACACGGGAGGCUACGUGGGAGGAGCCGACCUUACCAUCGAGGAGGUGGGCGAAGAAGAGGAGGAGGACGAGAUGGUCAAGGUUCCCAUCGCCGACGUGGAGAACCUGACUGACUCGGCAGAUGACAGCCGUGACAUCACGCGCGACGUGACAGCUGACCGCAUCGUUCCGCUGGCCGUGAACCCCCUGGAGAACCACCCGGAGAUAAAGUCCAUCGACCACAGCCCCGUCGAGUCACCCAAAGGGGGUGGCGGGUACGAGAGCUCCGAAGUCUAGGAAUCCGCCGUUUUAACGUUGCGAAAGGCCUUCUCGUGGGGACCCGCAACCAAGUCGGAGAGCGAUGCCUUUCCAGCACUGCCGGUGUGUCGCCGAGGGAGAAGGAUGGGAGCACUUAACUGCUCCUGCCGCGACAAAAAAAAACAGAAAAAAAAACAGUCCCGAUGCGGUUAAGCCGGCUGACCGUGAGAGCCGUGGCUGUGACCUAAAGGAGCAACAUUGUUUUGACGCAGCAUACGCGAUACGGAAGAUAUGCAGUCAAACAUGCACCGAAAAAGAUGUAGUGACAGCUGCACCUCGGUUCUGGUUGACUGCAGCUUGUUCCGUAACGGCGUACUUUGUAAACAUGGUCCUGUUUUUGUUUUUUU